AGCGAAAAUAGCCGAACACUGUCGAUGCCGCCGCACUGAGCGUCACUACCCUGCACAGAGUCGUGUGACUGUAUCUGCUGCGUGUGUGUUUGUGUGGAGUUUGUUUGCAUGGUCAACAUGAGUUGCUACAUCCAAGUGUGCGAAGAAGAGAAUGAUGAGCCCAUCGAGAUCCCCACCGAAGAUGACAGCACCUUACUGCUAUCAACUUUGGUGGCGCAGUUCCCCGGCGCUUGUGGUCUCAAGUAUCGCCAUGCCGAGAGCCGCGGUAUGCGUGGCGUGAGGCUGGUUGAUGGACGCCUUCAUGCACCUGACGAAGGCUGGAACUAUGUGUUUGUCUGCGUGUUCCCCAAAGGAAUGGAGGCCAUUGGUUCCCAAGAAAAUAAACGCAAGUCAGAUGACCAUCUUGAGAGUUCCAUGUCAAAGACUAAGAGGAUGGAGAGCAAGCAACGAUGCUCGGACUUGAUUGUCUUGGGACUGCCUUGGAAGACAACAGAAAAGGAAUUGCGUGAAUACUUUGAGCCUUUUGGAGAGGUUCUCAUGGCACAGGUUAAGAAAGACCCCAAGACCAGUCAAAGCAAAGGAUUUGGGUUCAUCAGGUUUGGCAAUUACGAAACCCAAGUAAGAGUUUUGUCCCAGCGGCACAUGAUUGAUGGGCGGCUCUGUGAUGUCAAAAUCCCCAAUUCAAAGCAGGAAGGACAAAUUCAGCAGGUGAACAGCAAAGUGUUCAUUGGACGAUGCACAGAAGACAUAAGUGCUGAUGAUCUUCGUGAAUACUUCAGCAAGUUUGGUGAGGUCACCGAUGUUUUCAUUCCUAAGCCAUUCAGGGCUUUUGCCUUUGUUACUUUCUUAGAUCCUGAUGUAGCUCAGAGUCUCUGCGGUGAGGAUCAUAUAGUGAAGGGCACGUCAGUUCAUGUGUCAAAUGCUGCACCCAAGAGUGACCCCAAUCGUGGACCUUUUGGGCGUGGUGGACGCAUGGGUGACGGGCGAGGAUAUGGUCAGGGUGGUUAUGGGCAGGGAGGAUAUGGUCAGGGAAUGAAUAAUGGUGGGAAUUGGAAUCAGAGUGGGAACCGUGAAAUGCCCAACUUAGCAGCCUUGGGUACCUCACUGGGUCUUGGGGGUUCUGGGCAGGGUGGCCAAGGGAGUGGACAGAAUGUUAACCCACUAAACAUGGGAGCAUUAACCAUGCCCAUGCUUGCUGCUCUUAGCCAGGCCAGCUGGGGUCUCCUAGGUAACCUGCAGCAGCAGAACCAAGAUGGAUCCCAGGCUCCGGGCGGCUACAACCAGGGAGGGCAGCCCAACCAGGGGGGAGGACCCACUAAUAAUCCUCCCCCAGUUAACCAGGGUGGGGGUCAUGGAAGCUGGGGAACUGGUAGCUCAGGUGGUGGUUGGGGAGAUGGCAGUCAGGGUGGGUCUUGGGGCCCUUCUCAGAGUAGGGAGAAGUACAACAGGUAUGAUAUGUAAGAAUGUUUGGCAGACCUGGGUGGGUGAGGAGUGGAUGAGACAUCAGGCCAUGACAAGUAGAAUGCUGAAGUAAAGACUUGUUUACAUCAAUUGAGUGACUGCUGUAAGCAACAUCUUUUUAUUACCUGCCUGCAAAGGCAGAGGGGGUGGCUCAGGGGUGUUCAAAGUGUGUGUGGGUCAAGUCAACACUCCCUCUUCCCUUGUCUAAAGCAUGCUCUAGUUUUAGCCAAGUAUUCACUUUAACUAUAAUGAAUAAUAUUCACGCUUAGUGUGUAUCGUUGGUGUGGUGAUCAUGUAUGGGUGGGUGCUGGGGCCCAAGUACUUGGCCCUGAAUGUUGUAGCAGUGUUUGAUCACAUGGUAUGAUUGUAAGGGCACUCCUCUCUUGCUGCGUGUAGCCUCCCGGGGCAUGGGUGGUGGCAACUUUGCCAGAAGGAACGUGACCAACCGUGUGACAGCUACAUUGUACUGAGAGUGGUAUGGACGUGUGGAUGGCAGAGCUUGCCAAUGCCAGGGCCGUGCAGAACAUUCGGUUCAUUGGGUGUGUAAGUCUCAGUAGCGUGAGAGAGAGGCCCUCUGAAUCCUUCAGGGAAGCGGAAUGUUUCCUAGUGAUCUAGGGUUCACUGGAUUGAUUUCACUUCUUUGAUGGGUGGAGAGGAUCUGAGGCAAUCAGUACCAUGAGCCUGGCUCCAUACCGUUCUCAUGAAAUGCUGUUAUUAUAUUAAUGUUACAGUUGACAAUUGAUUUCCAACCUGCUUCACAACACCAUUGUAAUCUAAGGUCACACUUUAUUGCUUACCCCAUAGCUUAGCUGUUCGCCUUUUGUGAACAGUGUGGAACCAGGAGUCUUGUAUAUAGUGUGCGUUUGUUUACAGCAAGAUUGUGAGAAUGUUAGCAAUUUCCUGCUUGGAAUUUUCUCAUGGUUCCAUCUCCCCACUUAUAUUCAGGGACAAAGUUCUGUGUGGAAUGGUUCUAAAUGCUUGGAAUUGCUGACAAUUUCACGAGUUAUAAUCAUGUUUCUCACUCUAAUCACAGACUCAAUAUUUGCCAGUGUGAGGUGUGACCGAGGAAGCCCUGAGUGUGUAGACUAGGAAGGCCAAGCUAUGAGUGUGUGACAAUGCAACAUAUUGAUAUAUUUUGAAAGUCCUAUAUGAGCAUUGGCCUCUUUAUUUUAAUACUUCGUGUGCAUCUCUAAUAAGACAACCAAAAAGUGCAUGAGUCUCAUUGGCCUAGUGUAGACUCUGCCCCUUAUUCCCUGCUCAACACAUCUUGCUUAGCAUUCUGUCAAUGAGCACUGCACAAGUGUGAAUUCAAUGUUUAGGAAAGUAAUCUCAUUGUCCAUAGUGUACUGGACAAGAUUUGCAAUUGUUUUUAAAAUUCAUUUAAUGCAGAUAAGUUUGUUUGAAACUGUGCAUUAAAAUUUAUAUUGCAGAUGUUUUUGUCAGUUUCAAACUGUGCAAAAAUGUGUUCAUGGCAAUAAGUCGUCUGCUUCACUUAUAUAUAGAUAUAUUCUGGGGAAGGGGCAACUACUACCUUGACCUCACCUGACCUCCCCUCUCAGUGUUGCCGAGGUCACUGACCUGGGAAUCACAGUACAAAGUCUGUGUGUUGAGCAUGGUGGUAAGAAGUGCCGGUCAGUUGGAAGCAGGAAGGCAGUCAUCCUAGCAUUAGAUUCGAGCAUCAAAUCCAAAUUCUUUGACUUCGGUCAUUGUUUCAAGUGGCAUUUACUUUAGUUAAGAUUUUAUCAAGCAGGUUUGAAUCUCGAUUCUAUAGAUGUUUGGCUGUUUGGUUAAAGUAGUUGGUAUUUUCUGCUUAGGUAUCAGUUGAAUUGGCUUUACAUAUAGCUGUUCUUCACCCUUCCUGCUCUCCUCUGGCACGCGAUGAAAGAAGGUAUGACAGAGCCACGUACGAUUAACAAGCAGGCCUUGUGUUUACCACAGGAUCUUUCUCAGUCAUAAGUGGAAGAAUAUUUUGUUUGAGUUUUUGGCAUGAGUGAAUUUCAGUACGGUUGACUAGUAGUUUCAUAAACUACAAACAUGAUGCUGUUUUUUUUUUUUUUUUGUUUUUUUUUUCUCUCCAUUCAUUUCACCCAAGAUUUUAAUUCACAUUAUUCUUAGAAUUUUCACCCAUAUACGAGGUGUACAUGUACUCCAUACGGGCUCUUUAUGAAAAGUGUGUGCUGUGAGUUUUUAAUGAAAACAAAAAAAAUUAUAGGAAGGUACAAAAGUUGUGCGUCCUGCUGUCAGGUGACCAGAGUGAGUUAUGCGUGACCCAAAAGCCGGACUGGUAUAUUUACUUUCUCAGUUUGGUAAAGCCUUCCUUGGACAGAGCAUGGAGUUGAGCAUAUAUUAGCCAUAUUAGUGUGAACAAAAUCUGUAGAUCUCCAUGUUUUCCCCUAGGAAUGGCAAUCAUGUCAAGUUCACUAAAAAAGUGUUGUCAUCUUCAACCUGUAACAACGUAAUCUUGAAGGGGUGUGCACUGCAAUUCAUUAGGAUGGGAAGGACCCAGUAGUUAGUGCCAGGGCCAGGCAGAUAUGAACUGUUGGUGAUGCAAGAUCGAAAGUAUGGCCUAACAUCUGCAUGUAUUUAUGGUAGAAUGAUUUAUGGACUUAUGAAAAUGUGGUGAAAUUUGAGUAUUAUUGUAUGGAUUCUGAAACAUGACAAAGAAUGAUAUGUGAGAUUUAAGUUGUAAAGGAGUUACAAUGAAUGUGGUGAGGCAGGAGUGAGGAGGAGUAAAUAGGAAAAUGAAAUGAGCAAUAAAGUCUUGAGGAUGCUUUAGUGGGGCCCAUUUUCUUGUUAAAAGUUGAAAAUGGACCUUUCUAAAGUAUUUUCCCUCAGACUGCUGGUCAUGCAAGAAUUUGGAGCGCUUUCUACUGUUGUCCUUUCGGGCGUGAUUGUGAAUGUUUGUAUUGCUAGAAUGCUCUGUCUAAUAAACGAUUCACAGCCAAA
Molecule: messenger RNA, 4407 nt
Organism: Homarus americanus (American lobster)
Lineage: Eukaryota; Metazoa; Arthropoda; Malacostraca; Decapoda; Nephropidae
Gene: TBPH
Product: TAR DNA-binding protein 43-like
Exons: 5
Coding region: 109-1461 (450 amino acids)
Biological process (GO): regulation of gene expression
Cellular component (GO): nucleoplasm
Molecular function (GO): RNA binding
Source: RefSeq, a predicted model, not a curated record